CUGUCUUUUUGGUCUCCACGUGGCCAGGCCGGUGAUGGCGGCGCUUGUUGCUACGGAGGUGGCGGAGCCGGGUGGCCCAAAAGGCCCAGCUAAAGGUCGGCCCCCUCGGGGACGAUUGGCCAAUCAGAUCCCACCGGAGAUCCUGAACAACUCCCAGCUUCAGGCAGCCAUCCAAGUCCUGCCUUCCAACUAUAACUUUGAGAUCCCCAAGACCAUUUGGAGAAUCCAACAGGCCCAGGCCAAGAAAGUGGCAUUGCAAAUGCCUGAAGGCCUCCUCCUGUUUUCCUGCACCAUUGUAGAUAUCUUGGAAAGGUUCACAGAAGCGGAAGUGAUGGUGAUGGGUGACGUGACCUAUGGGGCUUGCUGUGUGGACGACUUUACUGCAAGGGCCCUGGGAGCUGACUUCCUGGUGCACUAUGGCCACAGCUGCCUGGUUCCCAUGGACACUUCAGCCCAAGACUUCCGAGUGCUGUACGUCUUUGUAGACAUUCGGAUAGACACUACACACCUACUGGACUCUAUCCGCCUCACUUUCCCCCCAGCCAGUGCCCUUGCUCUGGUCAGCACCAUUCAGUUUGUGUCAACCUUGCAGGCAGCUGCCCAGGAGCUGAAAGCUGAGUAUCGUGUGAGUGUUCCACAGUGCAAGCCCCUGUCCCCUGGGGAGAUUCUGGGCUGCACGUCCCCCCGCCUACCAAAAGAGGUGGAAGCUGUUGUAUAUCUUGGAGACGGCCGAUUUCAUCUGGAGUCUGUCAUGAUUGCCAACCCUAGUGUCCCUGCUUACCGAUAUGACCCCUACAGCAAAGUCCUGUCCCGAGAACACUAUGACCACGAGCGCAUGCAAGCAAACCGCCAAGAAGCCAUAGCCACUGCCCGCUCAGCGAAAUCCUGGGGUCUUAUCCUGGGCACUUUGGGGCGUCAGGGUAGCCCCAAGAUUCUGGAGCACUUGGAAUCUCGGCUGCAAGCCUUGGGACUUCCCUUCCUGAGGAUACUGCUCUCUGAGAUCUUCCCCAGCAAGCUUAGUCUGCUUCCUGAGGUGGAUGUGUGGGUGCAGGUAGCCUGUCCACGCCUUUCCAUUGACUGGGGCACAGCCUUCCCCAAGCCACUGCUGACACCCUAUGAGGCGGCUGUGGCCUUGAGGGAUAUUUCCUGGCAGCAGCCUUACCCGAUGGACUUUUAUGCAGGCAGCUCCCUGGGGCCGUGGACAGUGAACCACGGGCGCGAGCGGCUCCCGCGGGCACCAGGCCGGCCCCAGCUGGAGAAGGUGCAAGUGGGCUCUGGGAGCCCUUCCCCAGCCACAGUGUGCGAGAGUUGCAGCUGCAGAGACGACACGGUGAAGCCCCCAUUAGCUGAGAUACUCCGGGCUCCCAGGACCCCGCCCUCCGGAGGAGCAACCUAAAGGCUGGUGGUUUUCGGAGCAGGAGGCAGACGUCUUCUCGGCCCUGGAAGACCCCGCAGUGUGCAGAGGUCUGCAGGAAGCCCUGGGAGCAGUGGCGCAGGCGCUGAACA
Molecule: messenger RNA, 1506 nt
Organism: Erinaceus europaeus (western European hedgehog)
Lineage: Eukaryota; Metazoa; Chordata; Mammalia; Eulipotyphla; Erinaceidae
Gene: DPH1
Product: diphthamide biosynthesis 1
Exons: 13
Coding region: 35-1396 (453 amino acids)
Biological process (GO): protein histidyl modification to diphthamide
Molecular function (GO): 2-(3-amino-3-carboxypropyl)histidine synthase activity
Source: RefSeq, a predicted model, not a curated record